Messenger RNA from Dunckerocampus dactyliophorus (ringed pipefish), 4638 nucleotides. RefSeq lists its product as uncharacterized. Gene Ontology annotation, biological process: T cell homeostasis; signal transduction; regulation of T cell activation. The transcript is spliced from 8 exons. Lineage: Eukaryota; Metazoa; Chordata; Actinopteri; Syngnathiformes; Syngnathidae. The record is from RefSeq and is a predicted model, not a curated record. Gene Ontology annotation, cellular component: plasma membrane. The coding region runs from base 872 to 1510 and encodes 212 amino acids. Gene Ontology annotation, molecular function: kinase binding.
CCUGUGACUAAGUAUAGUCAGUAAAAAAAUAAAACAGUUCUAAAUUCAUUCACUGUAUUUGUCAAAUUUAAUAGACAGUUACAAUGUUAAAAUGGCAUUUUUACUUGGAAGACACUAAACGAUGCUUAUGACUUGUAAGGACUUCAACAUUUCAGACUUCAGAUCUGACUCGACUUGUCUUGUCUUGAGACCUGACUUAGACUUGCCAGUGUUCCCUCGUUACAUUGUGGUUCACCUUUUGCAGAUUCGCUCUUUUGCAGAUUUUUUCUAAGUGCAAUUUUGCAAGUGUUUUUUUAACAACGUAUGAACGUGCAGUGUGCUCUGUGUCCUUGUGGGGUAUUAGAGGAAUCUAUCAGUGCUCUGUUACAUGUGUCUGUUAUUGUCUUUACUACUGCUACCAGUAGAGGGUGUUGUAUACUCAUGUGAGACGUGUUCAGACUGUCCCGUUUGUCUCAGUAAAUAUAGAGCCACAACAGUCCUGAUUGGCUAAGGGAGAACCCGCCCAUUGUGUUCUGCAUUUUGAUUGGCUGUAGACCAUUGUCAAUCAAUCUCCUUCAUGCAGGACUGCCUGUUUCCUGUUGUAUGAUCGCUAGGCAGAAGUUACGUGGCUGUAGGGCGCCUGGAAUACUGUAUAUGAAUCUUUGGUUCAUGGAGGACGACGGGGAAAAAUAUGUUUUAACAACGAUACAAAAACGCUACAGCGUAACGGUGCCAGGACAAGCUACGAUCAGAGGAGUGAAUACGCACCACUACCUCUUUUAGAAGAGUCUAACGACGAUGACCAUUUGUCCUUUUUUUCAACUCCUCCUCCAACUCCACCACAACUACGUAUGCUCGACCACUCCUCUUCAAAGAAGUCUUCUUGGAUGGCAUGACAUUUCAGAAGACAACAGAUGCUUGUCAGUUACUGCUCAAAGUAAGCGAAGAGAAUUGUGUUUGUGAUCAGAGCUUUAUCAGCAUGAACAAAACAGAUGAUCCCUGGGAAUAUCUGUGUGACCCACCCUUUUUCUGGGGAAUAUUUGCAGCAUUGGUACUCUCAUUGACUUGUAAUAUUAUAUGCUGUCUCAGUAAAUGUUUAGGAAAUAGAACAUGUGGUUCGAAAAUAAGACAAAGCCAGAGUCCACAACAGAUGCAAGAAAACCCUAUCUAUGGAAACGUGAGCUACAUGCAAACCAGCACGACCGCAUUGACUGAAAUCCAGCCUCCCAAGGUGACACUCAGCUGUUCAUCUCUGAUGGAUCAACUGAGCUCAAGCUACGACUCACAGUCCAAAACUCCAGACUGUUACGCCAACCUGAGCCUAAAGGCCCCAAAGACAAAAGAGUCGGCUUGCAGCUCGUCUCAGGUUCAAUACUCUGUCGUAUUUCAGUCAGAGGAGUUGAGGAAGGAAAACGAGGCAAAUGCCGACUCUGUUACCGCCGUGUCGGAUGUGUAUGCUUCUGUGCAAACCAAACGCACCGAUACUGGAGACAAGUUAAACAGCGGAGAAGCGUAUGCCAACCAUAUCUGAAGAGGGAGCACUGCUAUUUGUUGUUGUUGACACCGAAGGUUUGAAAUUUCACACUCCCACCGCAAGAUGGCACUGUUAACCAUUUUUUCAAUGCAUUAUAUGUUUGUGUUUUAACUUUUUUUUUUACAGUGGAGCCUUACUUGACCCAUCCCACAGUCCAUCCCAGUGUAAUAUUAAAAGCAAUAAUAACCGCUUCACCAUCAUUUUUAAUUGGUUGCAAUUAGGACAAAUUUAUAGUACAUCUUCUAAUGCUAUAGAAAUCCAACUUGAUGAUAUACUUUGGACUAGUAUACUAGUAUAGAUUUACUAUCCACUGAAAGUGAGCCAACACGCGGCCAUUAUUGUCGAAAUAACUGGCAACACAACUGAGUACCAAGAUCAUUCCUGCGGUUCAUGGAAGGCUUUGCUUCACCUGCCUUCCAUGACUGCAUGUCACUACCUCCAAGAUGACAUUUGUCUUGUUGAGGAAGCUUCAGCUGAAAGUGGUGGAGUGACCAAGUAUGUCUCCACACCUCCACCCACCUCUAAGGUGGAGGAGCGCAAAGUGAUGUCAUCAUGGAGGAGUGGAAGAGGAUUCCUGUAACAACCAGUGCAGCUCUGGUGAAUUCCAUGAAUUCCAACAGGAUUAAGGCAGUGAUAGAUAACAAUGGGGUUCACUUUGGACACAGUUUGACAUUUUGUGUUGCCAGCUACUGUAUUUAGACAAUACUGUAAUCCCUCGUUUAUCGUGGUUAAUUGGUUCCAGACCCGACUGUGAUAAGUGAAUUUCCGUGAAGAAGAAUUCCUUUUUUAUAAAUGGAAUAUUCUUGUAGAUAGAGCAUAAAAAACCUGUUUAUGACCUUCUAAAUAAUUAGGUAACAUAAUUAGAGCCCUGUAGUCACCCUUCCAUUUGUUUUACCCAACAUAGUAGACAUAAUCAGAGAAAAUAAGCCAUUUAAGACAUGAAUAAGACUCAUACUUGUGUUUCAAUAAAUGUGCCAAGCGGAGGACAGGAAGGGAUGUCAGGGGGUCAGAGCUGAGUUUUAACUUGGAGUAAAUUAGCCCGCGACAGUAGCUUGAGUUAUUACUAUUAUUAUUAUGUUAUCAUUAUUGUGCAUGUUGUGAGAUAAUUCAAACCUGCAAUAAAAGCCUGUUGUUCCGACAAUCAAGUCUUAUGCCUCAGUAACAUUAAUGACACCUAGUGACCAGUGUAGAAUACUACAUAGCAUCACGUCAUUGAAUGCAUCUUCUGAAUGCCUUAUCAUUUAACCAUUUUUAUGCUUGAAAAUGCUUAAUUUAGUCAAAAAAGAUGUAAAAUGUCCUUAAUAAGAGGAUUUCUGACUAAUAACUGGCGCAUUUAAUCAAAAAACAGCAUGAUUUAUUAAUUAAUAUUCAUCCAUUUAUUUUCUAUGCCACUUAAUUCUCACUAGGGUCGAGGGGGCAUGCUGGAGCCUAUCCGAGCUGCCUUUGGGCGAGAGGCAGGGUACACCCUGGAAUGGUUGCCAGUCAAUCGCAGGGCACAUAUAAAUAAACAACCAUUCACACCUAUGGACAAUUUAGAGUCGCCAAUUAAUCUAACAUGCAUGUUUUUGGAAUGUGGGAGGAAACCGGAGUACCCGGAGAAAACCCACGCACGCACGGGGAGAACAUGCAAACUCCACACAGAAAUGCCCAAUGGAGAAUCGAACCCAGGUCUUCCCGAUCUCCAGACUGUUACUGUGUGGCCAACAUGCUAACCACUAGACCACUGUGUGGAGUACCUGGAGAAAACCCACGCACGCACGGGUGCAAACUUCACACAGAGACGCCCAACAGAGAUUCAAACCCAGAUCUUCCCGAUCUCCUGACUGUGUGGCCAACAUGCUAACCACUUGCCCCCCCCACUCCUGUAUAUUAAUUCAUAUAUUAAUUGAAAAUUCAUGAUAAGAGUGAAGCCACGAAAUUUGAACCGCAAUGUGGCGAGGGAUGACUGUAAAGUAAUGGCUGUCUACGGACUUUUUUUCAGAGCGCAGUUGCUCCACAAGCUACACAAUGACUACUCUAACAUGUACUGUAUGUAAAUGUACUUUCAGCAACCAUAUACUAUGGUUGCUGAAAUGUGAGGGCUGUACUUGCAGUACCUUUGUGAGACACAGUACAUGUAUUGGCUUCUUUUGCUUCUCUAUCGGUCCCAUUCAACUAGAAGUUAGUCAGAUAUCAGAUCAUCAGAUGUUUGCUGCAUCUAAGCAAAUUAUUAAUGCAAUAAAACUGCAAUAUAACAGGCUGUGCCCUCUGUGCCAAGAAGGAAGUUGAACCUGGUCACAAAUGUUAUCGAGGCAGUUAUGAGCUUAAUUUGAUACUGGAUCUGACAAGGCAGCAUUUUUUUUUGGACCUGUUUAUUUUCCGAUAGCUGAUGAUAUUGUGUAAUAUACUGCAUAAUAAAUUAUGUAACUUAAUAACUUCAUUUCAUUGGUCAGCAAAUGCCCGUUUGCAUUUGUUCAUUUGUGUGCGCCACAGUUGCUUUAAAGUAAAUUCCACAUCACCACAGUAGGGGAAGUCUGUGAGUAAAAAUAAAAACUGGACUCCUGAAUUUUGCUUGGAAGAAAAGUAAUUGUUUUGUUUCAGACAUACAGAAGCACUAGUAGUGUUUUCAUGCAGAAAAAGGACUUGGGCUCUGGGAUGGCAGAACCCAAAUAGCCAACAGUUCCCAUAACUAAAACUAAACGUUUUCUCAAUGUUGUAUUAUUAAUAGCUUUAUUGCUUUUAGUAGUUGAAAUAAUACUUAAGCCUUGUUUUUUUGUCUUUUUUCUUUCUCCAUCUCUGAAAAGUUGUAUCUCUCCAAUACAUCUCUGCAUAACGUGGAUACAUUUAAGUCUAACCUGAGACAUAUUCAUAAAUAUAUGCGACUAAUAUACUUAUUUUAUUAAUAAACAGUAUACAGUUUGCCCACUCGUUUGUGUUCGCAAAAUCCAAUUUUGCACACAAAUUUUUUUUUGUGACAUACUUAAGUACAGUAUCUUAAUCCUCCACUUUUAUCUCUUGGACUUUUCAAGUAUAUUCUUAUUCAUAUAUGUUACAGCAGUUCCACAGGACUACAAUCAAUUUGUGAUGGGUGACAAAAAUGAAAUAAUCGUUCAAUGUACGUAAUUGGCCAUGAUGUGUUUGCAUAA